Molecule: messenger RNA, 835 nt
Organism: Nilaparvata lugens (brown planthopper)
Lineage: Eukaryota; Metazoa; Arthropoda; Insecta; Hemiptera; Delphacidae
Product: translation machinery-associated protein 16 homolog
Exons: 5
Coding region: 218-820 (200 amino acids)
Cellular component (GO): nucleus
Source: RefSeq, a predicted model, not a curated record
CCAUUACUAACGCAUGCGCAAUACGGUGCUGACUGAGACCGAUAGUGGUUUGUAAAAAAACAACAUAAAAGCAUUGAUAACCUAAAAGCUAAAGUUUGGUUUCUAAAAUAAAAUAACAUACAUGUGCACAUUUUCUCAUACUUGAAUCUUAAAAGUCAUUUGAAUUUGUAAAAUAAAAAAAUUAGUGAUCAAUCAUUUGAAAUACUGUAUUUUUAAAAUGGCUAAAAAAAGUGUCAAGAAACCUGAAUUGAAAGUUAAACAGAUUUCGCAUCCGAACAGUAGAAAAGCUCAACAGCUUUCAAAAAAGACCACUAAAUUGAUAAAACGAAACAAAUCAAAAAUACAGCAUCAAAUGAAAUUGAAUACAAUUGGAGAAAAGAUGCUUUUCGUGCAAGAAAACGUUGAUGAAAUCAAGUCUUCAGUGUGCACUCCGGAACAAAUUGCUGAAAUAAUUGAAAAGUACCUCAGUAGAUUUGAUGAGGAGCUGGAGCAAAUCGCUUUGAAACACUCGAUUGGUAAAAGAGGCCGUCAGCAUGCAAGUCGAGAAGACGCAUUGAACAUGAUCAAAUCGCAAGAAAAAUUGGAAUAUGAAACUUGUGGAAUAGAGAUCCCAGAUCUCCUGAAUGCCACCCAGGUUUCUAUGCUGAAAGAUUGGAAUGGUGAGAUACGAUUUAUACAAAAUUUCAAAUUAAGAAGGUUUAGUAAACAAUUCCUAUCUUCUCAAUUGGAUAAAACUGAAAAGUCAAAAUCGAAUCCUGAAUUAGAAGCAUCAAAUGAAAAAUCGUUAUCGACUUGUAUGGAAAUGGAUAGUGUUGAAUAAAUCUAUUUUAGUGCA